GCCGCGCUGAACAGCAGCUCUCCCCGAUUUGGAGAAGUGGGAGACUGGCCCAGAACCCCCCCCGAACGCCGACAGCUGUUUUGCGACUUGCAGGCUCGCAAUACUAGCAUUCAAAAGCGGAACAAAGAAACCAUUCGUUUGCGGAAGCAGAGAGACGGCUUCUCUCAGCGAUAUCAUGGCCGAGAAUACUCAAGAGGACGACGUCAAGUCCAACAAGCGAAGCCAUGCCGACUUCACCGGCGAUGAUGGCUCAGACAGCUCCUCUGACGAUGAUAUGGGGCCGCAGCUGCCCUCGGAGGCUCCCAAGAAGAAGCGGCGCGUUCUCCCGUACGAAAAGUUGUACAUCUCGGCCCUCCCCAAGUCGACGCGGUAUUUGAAGUCCCUGAUGCACAAGGAGCAGCUGGCCUACCUCACCAUGACCCCCUUAACCGACUUUUUGAUCACGACGUCGGUCGACGGCGUCGUGAAGUUCUGGAAAAAGGUGGCCGAGGGCAUCGAGUUCGUCAAGGAGUUCAAGGCGCAUCAGGGCGAGAUCCGCUCUGUAUCCUGCAGCCAGGAUGGGCGGAGCUUUGCGACAGCCGGGGUUGACAAGACGGUCAAGCUUUUCGAUGUCGUCACAUUUGAUCUCCUCGCCGUCCUCCAGCUCGACUUUGUGCCGCGCUGCGUCUGCUGGGUGCACAAGAAGGGCUCGUCACUGCCGCUCCUGGCCAUUUCCGAUAGCGAGGCUAAGCCGAGCAUUCGCAUAUACGAUGGUAGAGGGGAGAGCUUGCAGCCAGUUCACACCAUCACCGGGCUGCACCGCAGCCCCGUCUCCUUGAUGGCGUUCAACGACCCCUACGACUGCGUGAUCUCGGUGGACGAGGGCGGCAUGAUCGAGUACUGGAGGCCGAGUGGAUCCUACGAGAAGCCCGACAAUGUAUUCAAGUACAAGAGCUCGACCAACCUGUUCGAGUUCAAAAAGGCAAAAUCCGUGCCGGCGUCGCUCACUCUGUCCCCCGACGGGAGCCGGUUUGCGACUAUGUCCUUCCCCGACCGCAAGAUACGCAUCUUCGACUUCGCCUCGGCCCAGCUCCAGCGGACGUAUGACGAAUCGCUCCAGGUGAUGGAGGAAAUGCAGCAGGCUGGAACCGCGCUGCAGCAGCUGGAUACUGUAGAAUUCGGCCGCCGACUGGCCCAGGAACGCCUGAUCGAGUCGCCAGAGCUUCGCGACAAGUUCAACGUCAUCUUUGAUGAAUCGGGACACUUCAUUCUGUACGGGUCCUAUCUAGGAGUGAAGGUGCUCAACACAUACACAAACAGGGUUGUAAAGGUCUACGGACGCGACGAGGGGCUGCGGCCGCUCUCGGUGGCGCUGUACCAGGGGCGGCCACAGAAGAAGGGAGUGACAACCGUUGCGAUGGCGGCGUCAAACAAUCCGCUGCUGCAGGAGUCGGAGGCGAGGGAUCCGAUCCUGGUCGCUACGGGUGUGGGCAAGGUUCGCUUCUACAUGUUCACUAACGAGGAGGAAAUUUCGAAGGCGACGAGAGACGUCCAGAAUGAGAAACCAACCGUCCUUGGCCAGAAGAAGGCCGAGGAAAAGAAGAAGAAGAAAGAGACGGGGACGGCAGCUAUUAUACACACGACCUAUGGCGACAUCCACAUCCGGCUGUUCCCCGAUGCCGCACCAUUGGCCGUCGAGAAUUUUGUGACACACUCGAGGCGUGGCUACUACAAUAAUACCAUCUUCCACCGAGUUAUCCGCAAAUUUAUGAUACAGGGUGGAGACCCCUUGGGCGAUGGUACAGGGGGCGAGAGUAUUUGGGGAAAGGAGUUUCCGGAUGAAUUCAGCAGCUUGAAGCAUGACAAGCCGUAUACCGUCAGCAUGGCGAAUGCGGGGCCCAACACGAACGGAAGCCAGUUCUUUAUCACGACCGAGAAAACGCCCUGGCUUGACAACAAACACACCAUAUUCGGCCGCGCCGUGCAGGGCUUGGAUGUUAUCCACAGGAUUGAGAAUGUUAAGACAUACAAAGAAAGACCUGUGGAGGACAUCAAGAUUCUCAAUAUCGAUAUCGCGUAAAGCCAUGCCUCAUGAGCAACGUGUUUCGGUUCGUUGAGUGAGGCGAGGACGGAUUGAGCAGUGUAGAAAUAAAUGCCAGCUUUCACUGCAGCAAAAGGCAGCGUCGAGGGGGAGCGAUCGAAACGUGUAU
Molecule: messenger RNA, 2189 nt
Organism: Thermothelomyces thermophilus ATCC 42464
Lineage: Eukaryota; Fungi; Ascomycota; Sordariomycetes; Sordariales; Chaetomiaceae
Exons: 3
Coding region: 176-2059 (627 amino acids)
Biological process (GO): protein folding; protein peptidyl-prolyl isomerization
Molecular function (GO): protein binding; peptidyl-prolyl cis-trans isomerase activity
Source: RefSeq, a predicted model, not a curated record